Molecule: messenger RNA, 1970 nt
Organism: Triplophysa dalaica
Lineage: Eukaryota; Metazoa; Chordata; Actinopteri; Cypriniformes; Nemacheilidae
Gene: cd8b
Product: cd8 beta
Exons: 9
Coding region: 286-906 (206 amino acids)
Biological process (GO): regulation of immune response
Cellular component (GO): cell surface
Molecular function (GO): coreceptor activity; MHC class I protein binding
Source: RefSeq, a predicted model, not a curated record
CUGCACUUCUGUGUCUGUGUCAUUCUUGGUCUCCAGAUCUGAAAUUAUGUGUGUUCCAUCUACUAGUCUCUUCAACCUUCUACCUAGAUAAAAGAUUUGCAGUACCAGCUGCGGCGUGCUGCAAACAGAUGCAGGUUAACAGUUGUGACUCAUUCUCUGAUAGGCUGUCAGUAAUUGGUUCAUCAGUGUGGCCCCCCGCAAUAUAGACCCUCCUUUCUGUAUGACAAAACAAGAGAAAGGAAAACACUUACACACAGUUGACAGCUCACACACAGAUACCCAAGAAUGACCGUCCCUCGUGUUUGGAUUUGUCUGUUCGUGUGGACAGCAGCGGCCACGCUGACCACCUCAAGAGCGAUGUCAACCAUUCUCUACACCAAAGUCAAUGGCUCGGAGACUCUUACCUGUGAAUGUCCGGAUCACACGUGCCAGGAGGUGUUCUGGUACAGAUAUCUCGAGAAGAAUAACAGUUUUGAGUUUCUUCUGUAUUUCAACAGCGCUGGCUCCGAAAAAUACGAAAACAUUGCAAAUAAACAUCGCUUUAGGGGCUCUGUGUCAUCAGGACAUAUGAUUUAUACCCUCCGUAUCACAGGACUACAGAUGGAUGAAGCUGGUCUCUAUUCCUGCAUGUUUAAAAUAAAGAACACGAUUCCUGAUGGAUAUUAUAUUAGACCUGGAGUGAACCCUCCAACGCUUCAUCCACCAACUGUCAAGCCUGAAAAGCCCAACCGGUCGUGUAGACCAUGUAAACCUUUUCCUCCUAAAGGCUGUAAGAGCUCUGUGCUUUGGCCGGGCAUCGGUGCUCUUCUGCUGUUGGCUGGUAUUCUUGCGGGCACACUUUUCUACUUCAGUCGUCUACCUAAGAAGUGCCGACAUCAAUUUGCUAAAACAAAUCAAUUGCGAUGAGGAUGCAGUUCAAGUACUUUGCCUCAAAAUAUUGUACAGUUGUUGUCUUUGUUUCGGGAAACAAUGUUAUCACAGGAUAUUAUAAAUGGAUUAUAAUCUGUAAAGAUGAUUGUUCCGUCCAGUUUGCAUUAUGACUUUUGCAAAUUCCAUGAGCUCUAAAAUUGUGUUCAAUCCCAGAGUCAAGUUUUAGGGAGGCAUAGUUCACUCAAAAAUCAAUUUUGUGUCAUUCCAAAGAUGCAUGCAAGUCCUUCUUCUGCACAACAGAAAAUAAAAUAUGUUGGAGAAUGUUAUUGGUUGAUAACCAAACAGCAUUCGUCCCCAUUGACUUCCAUUGUCACUUCUCAAAAUAUCUUUUUAUAGAAGAAAGAGUCAUAAACAAAUGUGACCCUGGACAACAAAACCAGUCUUACGGGUACAUUUUUUAAAUCAAUAUUUUUACAUCAUUUGAAAGCUGAACAAUUAAGCUUUCUAUUGAUGUAAAGGUUGUUAGGAUAUGAUAAUAUCUGACGGAUAUAUAACUGUUUAAAUCUCUGGAAUCUGAGGGUGCAAAAGAAUCAAAAUAUUGAGAAAAUUGCCUUGGAAGUUGUUCAUAAGAGGCACUAUUACUGGUCAUCCACUCACAAAAAUAAAGUUUUGAUAUAUUUAGGGCAAGAAAUUGACUAAAUAUCUUCAUGGAACAUGAUCUUUACUUAAUAUCCUAAUUAUUUUUGGCAUAAAAGAAAAAGCAAUAAUUUUGACCCACACAAUGUAUUUUUGGCCUUAACUUAAAAUGUUCCUGUGCUACAUAAGACCCGUUUUGUGAUCCGGGGUAACAAAUUUGGAGUGAUGUGAAAUAAUGACUCAAAAUAUUUUUUCAGUAAACAAUCCAUCUAGCCCUGUUUCUAUAAUCUUUAUUGAACUAAGUUCAGUUCUUGAUUGUAAAAGCAUAUAGCUUUUCAUUCUUAUCAGAACCAUCACCGCAUGUAGAUUUUGUAAUUAAAUGUACAGUUUUCUCAUUUAAGAAUAUUGCAUGUAUUGUAUACCUUCUUUUCUCUUUAAACUGUAAAUAAAUGAUCUUAAAUACC